AUUCUAGAGUAUUCUGAUUUAGUAUAAAUAGGAUCGUGGCAAAAUCGAACUUUACUAGUUAUAGUUUUUUCUCAAACGGUUCAAGAUGAAAACGGCGCUCAUAUUGUUGGUCGUCACAUUGUCUUUGUCCUACGUUUUUGGACAAAAGGACCCUCAUUUCGCAGAUGGAAGAAAUACUAUUGUGCAUCUUUUUGAAUGGCAUUGGGACGACAUCGCAAACGAAUGUGAGAAUUAUUUGGGACCAAAAGGAUAUGCCGGAGUUCAAGUCUCACCUCCCAGUGAAAAUACAGUUAUUGGAAACAGGCCAUGGUGGGAAAGGUACCAACCUAUAAGUUACGCCCUUACCACUAGAUCUGGGGAUGAAAAUUCAUUCGCUAAUAUGGUGCAAAGAUGUAACAACGCAGGAGUAAGAAUCUAUGUGGAUGCUGUAUUCAAUCAAAUGUCAGCUACUUCAGGAGGUGGUACUGCUGGAAACUCAGCAGAUGUCGGAAACUUGCAAUAUCCAGCUGUGCCUUUUGGCCCUGGAGAUUUCCACAGUAGGUGUGAAGUUAACAACUACCAAGAUCCUAACAAUAUCAGAAACUGUUGGCUUGUGGGUCUUCCAGACUUAGAUCAAAGCUCAGAGUACGUGCGUGGAAAAAUCGUUGACUAUCUGAAUCAUUUGGUAGAUCUGGGCGUAACAGGAUUUAGAGUAGAUGCCGCUAAGCACAUGUGGCCGGCAGAUUUACAAGCAAUCUACGGUUCUGUCAAAGAUGUUUCUGUUGGUGGAAGGCCAUUCUAUUUCCAAGAAGUCAUUGAUAUGGGUGGGGAAGCAGUAAAAAAGACUGAGUAUAACAGCUUUGGAACAGUUUUAGAAUUCAAAUUUGGUACAGAAUUGGGAAAUGCUUUCCAGGGUAAUAAUCCAAUUCAUUAUCUAAAAAAUUGGGGACCGGAAUGGGGUCUACUCGAUGGCUCAGACGCAGUAGCUUUCAUCGACAACCAUGACAAUCAAAGACAUGGGUCUGGUGCUAUUCUUACCUAUAAGAAUCCAAAACCUUACAAGAUGGCCAUUGCAUUUAUGUUAGCACAUCCUUAUGGAACUACAAGGAUUAUGUCCAGCUUUUACUUUGAUGACGCAGAUGCAGGUCCACCAGGAUAUGGACCUGGAUUUAACGACGAUGGUUCUUGCACUAACGGUUGGGUCUGCGAACACAGAUGGAGGCAAAUCUCCAAUAUGGUUGGGUUUAGGAAUGCUGUUGCAGGUACCCAAAUCUCCAACUGGUGGGAUAAUGGCGAUCAACAAAUCGCUUUUGGAAGGGGAGACAAAGGUUUCAUUGCUUUUACUCUAAAUGGAGACAUCAACCAAAACUUGCAGACUUCUUUGCCUGCUGGUACUUAUUGCGAUAUCAUUUCUGGAAACUUAGAAAAUGGAUCUUGUACUGGAAAAUCUGUUAAUGUUGACGGUAGCGGACAAGCUUCUAUUAAUUUGUCCAAUGGUGAUGAAGAUGGUAUGGUAGCUAUACAUGUCAAUGCAAAGCUAUAGGAUAUUUUUUAUAAUUGCAAAAAUAAAUAAAGUUUUAGAAAAACGUAAAUUAAAUUAUUUAAUUCAGUAUUACCAUUGUAUUUAGAUAGCCUAGUAGAACAAUGUCAAUGCAAAUAUUUAUGCCACCAAAACAGACAUAUAAAUAAAUAUAUUGUAUUGACUUUUUGGUUAUGUGUAGUAUAUUAAUCACCCAACGUGUAUAAGGGUGAUGUAAAGUAAAACAAAAUAAUUAAAUUAGUCUUGCCGAGGUGUAAUUAUAUUAAUUACAUAACAAGAGUAGCAAGAAGCUCUCGAAUAAUGUAUUAUACUUUAUGUACAACCACAAUCAUACAUUCAUAAUAACGAGAAGGCUUUCAUAAUCUAUAACAUUU
This is a messenger RNA of Psylliodes chrysocephalus, 1893 nucleotides long. The record is from the annotation of a GenBank genome assembly. NCBI's taxonomy places the organism in Eukaryota, Metazoa, Arthropoda, Insecta, Coleoptera, Chrysomelidae.